AUGAUCACUCUCCGUGAUAAUGAGAAGGCCUUUGAUCGAUUCAAGAUUCGACCACGCAUUCUUUCUGAUGUGUCUAGUGUUGACACAUCGACAACCAUCUUGGGUGAAAAGGUCUCCUUGCCGAUAGGAUUCUCACCAGCAGCGAUGCAUGGUCUGGCGCACCCAGACGGCGAAAAGGCUACCUCUCGCGCGGCCAGUAAAUUGAAUAUUCCAAUGGGCCUCUCAACAUAUUCAACGGUAUUAUUAGAAGAUGUCAUUGUCGAGCGUCAGCAAGGCCAGAAGAACCCUUACGCAUUUCAGCUGAGUGUGGUCAAGGAUCGAGAUGUGACUCUUCAAUGGAUAAAGCGAGCUGAAAAUUGUGGAUACAAGGCUAUCUUUAUGACCGUCGAUGCGCCAGUUCUGGGAAAUCGCCUAGGCGAGAGACGAAACAAAUUCGAGCUCCCUCCACAUCUAUCUCUUCCAAAUUUGCCAGCUGACGGAGGUCGCUCGCAUCAUUACUCUGGUCGUGAUGCCAGUAGUUCGUGGGGCAAAACUAUACCAUGGAUCAAGGCGAAUACAACCUUGGAAAUUUGGCUAAAAGGGAUCUACUGUCCAGAUGACGUCUUGAAAGCAAUUCAUUACGGACUUGAUGGUGUGAUCAUCUCAAACCAUGGAGGACGACAAUUAGAUGGUGUUCCAGCAACAAUCGACGCCUUAGCUGAAUGUGCUCCGGUGGCAAAAGGUCGCAUUAAGAUAGCGAUUGAUAGUGGAAUUCGCCGGGGGGCGGAUAUAUUUCGGGCUUUGGCUUUGGGUGCAGAUUUCUGCUUUAUUGGAAGAAUUCCUAUCUGGGGCCUUGCGUAUGAUGGACAAAACGGAGUUGAGCUUGCGGUGAAAAUCCUCGAGGAGGAGCUUCGCACCACUAUGGCACUUGCAGGGUGA
Messenger RNA from Penicillium canescens, 918 nucleotides. Its product is annotated as alpha-hydroxy acid oxidase. The record is from RefSeq and is a predicted model, not a curated record. The transcript is spliced from 6 exons. Bases 1 to 918 code for a protein of 305 amino acids. NCBI's taxonomy places the organism in Eukaryota, Fungi, Ascomycota, Eurotiomycetes, Eurotiales, Aspergillaceae. Gene Ontology annotation, molecular function: oxidoreductase activity; FMN binding.